AUGAAGAUGGAAGUAUUUGCCGAGUGUAAAGAGCAGAAAGAGCGUGUGAAGGCCUGCUACGGAGAGUGGUUCCAGAAACUCUGGGGCGGCUCGUUCGACCAAGCCAGCUGCGAGCGGGACACACAGGAUUUCCGUCAUUGUGUGCAAGAUGCAAUGAAGCGUCGUAAGGAGGAAGCAAAGAGCAAGUGGAACGACAAUGACAAUAGCUGGAUGGACCGCGCUAAGGAACAGGCGGAUGAUUUUGCAUCUGAUGCUAAGUCUCAAGCGCGUCAUGCAGGGAAUCGCUCUCAAAAUGAGAAGGAGAACGCCAAGAGCAAAGUAAAGGAUACGGCAUCGGAUGCGAGAAGCAGAGCACAGGACACGGCCUCAAUUACCAGGAACAAAAUCCAGGACACGGCAUCAGAUGCGAGGAGUAGCAUGCAAGACGCGGCGUCAGAUACCAGAAGCAAGGCCCAGGACAUGACUUCAAAUGCCAGGAGCACCGUCCAAGACACGGCCUCGGAUGCAAAAAAGAAGGUGAAUGAUACCGUUUCAAACGUAGCAUCCAUGGUGCAGGAGACGGCUGACUCGUGGGCGGACAAGAUCAAGGGCCUUGCAAAGUAG
Peronospora belbahrii is the source of this 603-nucleotide messenger RNA. The record is from the annotation of a GenBank genome assembly. NCBI's taxonomy places the organism in Eukaryota, Oomycota, Peronosporomycetes, Peronosporales, Peronosporaceae.